Molecule: messenger RNA, 733 nt
Organism: Wasmannia auropunctata (little fire ant)
Lineage: Eukaryota; Metazoa; Arthropoda; Insecta; Hymenoptera; Formicidae
Exons: 5
Coding region: 234-512 (92 amino acids)
Source: RefSeq, a predicted model, not a curated record
CCCUUACUGUCCGGAAACUUUUCAAGGGGAAUAUAUGUUUAUAAAUUAUAAGGAAAAAGUAUGACCGAAAUUCCGACGUGAAUGUAAACACAUGUGAUACACGCGUGACGAGUCGUUCGUCAUUGUCUCUAGUUGUUUUCUUUUCCUUCUCCUCUGCAUUCCUUGGGCUCCGUGUAUUACGAUUCUCUUUAGAUGUUUUCGAAUUCGGAUCGCGCUACAUAAUCGUUAUCAAAAUGGAUAAUCAAGUUGUUUAUGAUGAAAAUAUGGCAGAAGAAUUAAAGCGUAUUCGUGAUUAUUUAAUACCUUUGAAAGGUGACUUGAUUAAAAUAGAAGUGGGACUUGCGGAAGGUACGAAUAUUAAGCAUUUCUUGUACAGUUCUCAAGAGAGGGCACUAAAUGCCCUUAAAGACGUAGAAAAGAUGCUGUACAACAUGAAUGUGAACAUAAGUGUACCUCAAGUUGCUCUUGGACCUUUACGAGUCAAUGUCCAAAGACAUCAGCAUUUUCAGUAAAACUGUAUGCAACUAAAUUAAUAGUUUUAUGAUGAUAGCAUAUGAUGAUGAUGGCCUUUGAAACAUACUUUUCCAUUUUCUUUUUGGCGUGGAUUCCGGCAGCCACUUCUGGCAGCAGAACUGAGAUUAAAGGAUUCCACGCAUUUAAUCGCGAAAAGAUGUACAAAAUUACAUAAAUAUAUAAUUAUAUCUAUCGAAGUAUUAUAACAUAUAUAAAUCAA